This is a messenger RNA of Pseudopipra pipra, 5348 nucleotides long. RefSeq names its product elastin microfibril interfacer 3 (gene EMILIN3). The record is from RefSeq and is a predicted model, not a curated record. Gene Ontology annotation, cellular component: extracellular matrix. Gene Ontology annotation, molecular function: protein binding. The coding region runs from base 312 to 2774 and encodes 820 amino acids. NCBI's taxonomy places the organism in Eukaryota, Metazoa, Chordata, Aves, Passeriformes, Pipridae. The transcript is spliced from 4 exons.
CCGCGGGGCCGGGGUCGGCGGCUGUGGGAGGGCGGGAGGAGGAGCGCGGACCGCCCCCACCGUCGCCGUACAAAAGGGGAAGGGCGGGCGGCGGAGCGGCGUGUGCCGCCGGGCAGGGACAGGGACAGGGACAGGGACAGGGACAGGGACAGGGACAGGGACAGGGACAGGUAGGGCGGGGGACAGGCAGGGCGCAGCGAGAGGCCCUCCAGUCCCCUCCUCAGCGCCGUUCCGACCGGGAUCGCGACCGUCCCGUCCCACCUCAUCCCGUCCCGUCCCAUCCCAUCCCGCUCCGCCGCCGGGCCGGGACCAUGCGGCGGGCGCGGGCGCUGCGCCGCCGCGGAGCGCUGCUCGCCUGCCUCUCCCUGGGGACGCUGCUGGCCCUCGCCGACGCCAAAGGCUCCUUCUACCCCCCCGCCGCCCCCCUGCCCUACGGCGGCAGGUACAGCCUCUACACGGCCGGCUCCAGCCCGCAGCUCGGCCCCGGCAAGCCCGUGGGCAAGCACAAGAGCUACUGUGCCUACGUGGUGCAGCGCAACGUGACGUGCACGCUGCAGGACGGGGCCGAGAGCUACGUCAAGGCCGAGUACCACAAGUGCAGCUGGGGACCCAAGUGCCCGGGGAAAGUGCUGUACCGCACGUUCUUCAGACCCAGAUACAAGAUCGGAUACAAGACAGUGACGGAGCUGUCCUGGAGGUGCUGCCCAGGCUUCAUGGGAGAAGGGUGCCACGACAGCCCCACCGACCAGCCUGGCCUGCUGCCCCAGCACCCCAGCCCGAAAAUGCCUCCUGGGCAAAAUAUGUUUCCAAUGCCCAGACUUCCACCCUAUCCAAAAAGCCACCCUGACCUGUUUCCAGGACCAAAGAAGAAUCAGUAUGGCAGGAAGCUGCCGGGCCUCUUUGGGGACCGCCUGGAUCGGCUGGAGGAGGAGGUGAGGCGCCUCUCCCAGUCCUACGACAGCCUGCACACCAUGGUGAGCGGGCUGGGGGACCGCCUGCGCCUGGCCAUCCAGGAGGACACCACCAAGAUGAUCGGCUCCCUGAUGAACAGCCCGGGCACGCCUGACUCCACAGUCGGCUUCGGCAUCAUUCCCGACGGGCUGGUGGACGUGGCGGACAAAGCCGACAUCACCACGUACCCUCCCGUGGGGGAGAUCCUGACCAAAGUGACCGAGGUGAGCGACGUGCUGAAAACCAAGGCAGAUCUGCUGCACGAGGUCCGGGGCAUGGUCCUGGACCACGACGGGCACAUCAAGCACCUGCUGGAGGCUGCCCGGCCCUCGCCCCUCACCUCCAUCGACCUGCUGGAGGAGUACGUGGACACGAGGCUGAGCACUCUGCGCGGGGAGCUGCUCGACGGCUUCGAGAAGAAGCUGGGGAAGAUCCAGACCACGUGCGACUUCCGGAUCCAAGAGGUGCGGCAGCAGUGUGAGGAGGAGAAAGCUGCCAACCUGCGGCUGCAGCAGACGCUGGAUGGGAAGGAGCUGGAGAUCAAGAAAGAGAUCUCCCAGCUGGAGACCCAGAUCCAAGGGCUGACCGUGGUGGAAAGCUGCUGCAGCAACCUGGACUACCUCACUGAUCGCAUGAACAUCCUUGAGAAAGGCCUUCACAGCAUCUCCGAGUCCCAGAAGAACUUGCACUCACGGCUGGAUGGAGAAAUCUCCACUGUCACCCUAGGGAACCUCUUUGAAGGGCGCUUUGAGGACCUGGAAGCCAGGCUCAAUGCUACAGAGAGGGAAACGGGGAGCUGCUGCUCUGGGAUAGAGGACAGCAUGAGAGGCACAGUGGUGGCAGAGGUGGAUGGCAUGAGGACUGCCUUUGAGGACAAAAUGCAGACCCUGGAGGACAGGUUCAUGACCAUCGUGGGGGAGCUGAACAAUGUCAGUUCUCCCAUGGGAAUGGAUGGAGCAGUGGUGCCUGUGCUGGAGGGCGAGCUCGCCAGCAUGAGGAAACGGACAGACGAGACACUGGAGGUGCUCCAGAAUCGCCUUGUCACGCUGGAGAGCACUUGUUCCCUGGGCUGCACCUCCGCCUCCAAAGAUGUGGAGACCUUCCGGACGGAGAUCGAAGACUGCCAGAACAAGAACCAGGACCUGCUCCUGAGGAUGGACAGCAACUAUGACCUCCUGCGCAAGCUGAACGCCACCAUCCUGGAGAUCCAGCGGCGAAUCGAGGAGGAAGCAUCGGGAGCUUUGCAAGGGGAGAUCACCUUGCUAAAGAUCAACCUGAACACUGUGAGCAAGUCUCUGACAGGGCUCAAGGACUCUGUCUCCCAGUACUCGGAUACCGUGACACAUGUCAACUCCUCUCUGGACGAGCACGAGCGGAAGAUAGAGGAUGAGGUGCACUCCAUCCAGGAGAAAGUCAACGACCAAGGCUCCCAGCUCUUCUUCAGCAACCGGCGUGUCCUGAACCUCAAGGGAGACCUGGAGCGACUCAAAGCCAGGAUUGUCAGUGACCUGAGCUCCUGCAAGAACGUGGCCCACGACCUGCAGCAGGAGAUCUCUCACUUCGACGAGCGGGUGGCCCGGGUGGAGAGAGCCUGUGGCAGGCUGGGUGUCCUCACAGGGAGCCUGGACGACAUCAGGAGGGAACUGGAGAAACACACGGGCAGUCUGUGGGACUACAUGGACCACAUGAACGGGACACUGGCUGCCCACUCUCAGGAAAUAACAGGACUGAAGGACAACCUGCUGGACUGCCAAGCCAAGGUCUCCGAGCUGGCAGAACAGGUCGGGCACUUGGAAGAGAAGGUGGAGGGGAGGCAGCAUUAGCCACACUGCCAUGUGUGUCUUCCUUCCCCCCCCGUGAAGGACAGGAUUAACUUAUAUCACACAGACUCGCUCCAAUGUGACAACAGUUCGUGGGAUAAUUUUUUAAAUGAAAAGCUGCUACUUUUUCUUUUUUUUUUCCCCUUCAUCUCGUUGGCCCCACUUUUCCAUAACUCUGCUGUGCCAGUACUCCCCUCCUGCUCGGCAGCUGUCCUGACCCUGGUGCAGCAGUGUCACUGCCUCCUGGCUGGGGGUGUUGCUUUGGCUCCUGGGCUGAUGACCCCAGAAGGACAAUUCAGGAGGAAGCUGGAGGCGGGAACAUUGAUUUUUAAUUUUAUUUUUUGUGGAUUUAUAAUUUCUGGAAGAAUACAACCCUGUAGUUAUCAGUUGAGGAAGAGUUUCUCCGACCUAAAGACCACCUGCAUCUCAGUCCAGGGACUGAGCAAAGCCAGGGCUCCUUACGGGGAACAAAACUCACCACAGGAAUUGCAAAUUUCAAAGAACACACGUAUUCACACGUCCCCUCGGGGAACUGGCUUCCCCUCUCCGAGACAGCAGCUCUCCUUGUGUAUGGUAAAUCCAUUUAUACUGCUCCCUCCUCCAUGCAGAUGCACAUGCCUUGUGGAGCAGAUGAGGGUAUGCAUUAGGAAAACACACAUAUGCAUAUAUAUACAUAUGAUAUCUGUGUGUAUAUUUUUGAAGAAUCCACUGUCAUGGUGCUCAUCUGAUUGCAGAGUUUCCCCCUGCUGCCCCAUGUCCCUUGCCAUAUUCCAAAGAGCCACACUGAGCAGCUAAAACCUGCAGCAGCAGUAUUUGGGGAGAGCCCCACAGUCCCCAGAGCUGCUGUGCUCUGCAAUCUCACUUUGCUGGGCUCUCUGGUUACACCUGGGACUGACUUACUGGGUUAUGGAAAACGCGUCUUCCCCAAGGAGACGUGUCCGUAGGUCCCUGCAGAGACCAGUCCUGUCCUCCAGCUCUGGUUCUCUCCUGUUUUACUACUUAAACUGUGAACGUGGUUUCCCUCAUCUCGUCCAGGGGCAGGAGAAUUCCAGCUGCUCCAGGGUGUGAGUGCAGCAGUGUGGGAACAGGAGCCUCCCCCUCACAUUCCUCUAGCCCACUAGCCCUGGGACCUGCACCUGUGAGAAGACCUCUGGAGACCUCUCCUCAGCUCAGCCUGGGAAUCAAAAUCCCAAGUGACUUACCCAGCUUGACUCUGGUUUCCCACAAGCAGGCAGGCUGGAAAAGGUUGUCCAUGUUCCUGAGCAGCCCCAGCCUUGCCUUAUGGACCUGUUGCACACAGAACCUGCCUCUCCCUGGGAGCCCCCCACGGGCACCCUCCACUAACCAGCAACAGGGUCUUCAUGACUAGGAUGAGGGGGAAAUUAAAGAGCCUCCAUCCAAGCAGGUCUGGCACUUUAUAGCAGAGGAACAUAUUUUUCUAUCAGCUCAGCGUUUCAGCUCAUGGACUCUUCCAGACCAUCCAGCCUUCAGCUCCCACCCAGUGCCCAUCACCCUCACCAGACUGCCCCUGUUCUUUUCCACCAAAAUUCCCUCCCUGAUCCUCCCUGACCAGCACAAAGCAGCAGCAGCUCCCAGUAGAGAUGCAUCAGGGCACCUUUUCUCCUCCAGAAAAACUGUGUGAGCUCCCUGAAGCAUCAUUCCAGGCUGGGGAGGACCACAGGGAUCCCUGAGUCCAGUUGGCCACAUCGUGUUCCCCUGAUGCAGUAAUAAGCUCGUUCCCCUGCCAGAGGAGCAUGGGCCAUCAGCUGUGGAGAGGGGACCUGGCCCCCCACCACUCACCCAGUCCCACCAGGUGCUCACAGCACCAGAAUCCACUCUUCCUGCUCUGGGCUUUGCUCAGUUGGAGCUAUGCUGCAGCUGCUGAGACACUUCUAUGGCUGAAGAACAACCCCCGGCUGCUGAUCGGCAUCCUGCAAAACCUGCUCUUACACAACAAAACCUAUGUUUUUUCUCAGCCCAAAGAAGGAGUCUUAAGUCAAUCCUCAGUACUCAGGGGAGCCCUCACCCCACACAAGCAUCCUGCCAGAGCUCCCCUUCCCAUACCCUCACACCAGGGAAAAAAAGGGCUGCAGCAACCAAAGAGAAAAAAAGCCAAGGGCCAGGCUCUCCCUUCCCCAGCCAGGGCUGGGUUAGAGUGGCUGAGCAGGAACAGCUUCCCGAGCACAGAGGGAGCCAGGAUUGGCCUUAAUAAAACUAGGACAAGGAAGAAGUCUGACCUUCCAGAAAAUGGUGCUAAGUUUGGACUAUUCCUGACUAGUCACUUGAAGCUAUGGACAGUUUAUAUUUCAGUUCUCAACUAUUCAUGUUUAAAAAGUGAAAGGAACUUUGUACAAAACUGGGCAUUUUUUUUUUUUAUUGCUUGCAGAAGGAGGAAAUGGUGCCCAUGGGGUUGUCCUUGCAUGGGCAGCUUUCCAAGGCAGUUGAUAACUGAUACCGUCAAAAGGCUGUGUUCUGUUGUUUUUAAAACAUUUUACAUUUGUUCAGAUUUUAAAAGCUGAAAAAGCGUUUGUACUGGAAAGGAAAAAAAUAAAGUAUUUCUCACUGAGGUUUCCAGAA